Messenger RNA from Malania oleifera, 3054 nucleotides. RefSeq lists its product as uncharacterized. The transcript has 4 exons. The record is from RefSeq and is a predicted model, not a curated record. Gene Ontology annotation, biological process: mRNA 5'-splice site recognition; RNA processing. Bases 222 to 2942 code for a protein of 906 amino acids. Gene Ontology annotation, molecular function: RNA binding. Lineage: Eukaryota; Viridiplantae; Streptophyta; Magnoliopsida; Santalales; Ximeniaceae.
ACACAUAAUCAUAACCCUUAAAAUCCUCGAUGCCAAGUUGUCGUCCCAAAGCUUAACAGUUCGCACACGUUUCCGUCUCCUUCUCCUUCCUCAAGUUCCACCAUCUCUGUUAUCUAGGGCGUUUCUGAACCCUUAACCCCCUAGAAAAUAAAUUUGCCUCCUCCAAACGAGCAUAUUUUUCUCUUUCUAGGAUUUGCAUUCAUCGAUCCUUGGGUGAACAGAUGGAUCUGGAAGUGGUGGGACGCCACGCGCUCCUCUUUGACGACGACGCAACGGCGGCAUUCGUGAACUCCAGCGACGCUCUCGUUGAGUGGAACUUGCUCCCCAUCGACCGUUACGACGUCCGUCACCUCCUCUCCAGCUUACCCCCGCGGCUCAGGAGGCGCCACUACCAUAUCGAGGGACGCUCUUCUUCAUCUCCUCCUCCUUCCGAUCUUUCAUUGGAAUUGGAGUUGGACCAAGAAAGAUACCUGGAUCUGCCGUCGCCGUCCGGUGAACAAGAAGCAGACAAUGGUGUGGAAUCUGUCAAUGGUGGAGCCUAUCGUUCUGUUCCCUUUACGUAUGGAGACCCUGAUGACUCCACAGACCAAAAGAAUGCUGAUGCUGGGUUGGAAAAUUCUGGAUUUCGUCCAACUUUCCCAGUGCCUGAAAACCUAGUCCAUAACCUACCACCUACAGAGAAGGUACAUCAGAUCAUUGCAAGGACUGCUCUUUUUGUUAGCAAACAUGGUGGGCAAUCUGAAAUUGUUUUGAGGGUGAAACAUGGAGAUAACCCUGCGUUUGGGUUCUUGAUGCCUGAUCAUCACCUUCAUCCAUACUUCAGGUUUCUUGUUGAUAAUCAAGAACUUCUUAAGUUGAGCAUUGACGGCAAGUCUCAAGAAGAUGAGACUAAUCAAACAGGCGGCAUUAGAGUAGUUGGGGCAUUGUCCUUGCUUGGUUCUGUUUAUGGGUCAGGGGAGGAUGAGGAAGGUGCAAUUGAGGAUGCCCCAGAAUCUACAGAAGCCAAGUCUGCAGAGACCUCUGAUGCUAUUAAAUCAGCCAUUUCUCACAUGUCAGAACAAACAGAAUUUUCUGCUAGUGCAGCUGAAAAAGAUGAGAUGAUUUCCAAGCAUCCACUUUCUUCUAAAGAAAAAGGUCGUGCAUCAAAGAGGAGUCGCUUGAAUAGUACUGUCAAGGUUGGUAAAAAGGAAGGUGACAACUUGGGUUUGCUGCCUACACCUGUGGACAGGACGCAGUCUCUUACUGUGCCGAGCUCAUCCAUGGUUGAGACAUUGGUUUUAGAACCUCCAGCUGAUAUAAAGAGACUAGUUGAUAAAAUAAUCGAGUUCAUAAUGAGGAAUGGGAGGGAUUUUGAGGGAGUCCUCAUUGAGCAGGACAGUAAGCAUGGCAGAUUUCCAUUUCUUCUGCCAUCCAGCAAGUAUCAUCCUUACUAUCUUAAAGUUCUUCAAAAAGCUGAGGAGUCAAAAUUAUCUGGCAAGAGCUUCAUCUCUGAGAAGGAUGACCCAAUUGGUCAUGGGGUGGACAAGAAAAUUGCCCCAACAUCCAGUGAUCCAGUGACUUUAGGAUCUGCUGCUUGUCAUGAUAUACCAUAUGACUCUGACAGGAAGGAAAAGUUCAAAAUGGUAAUUGGCAAGUCAAAGAAGGAUGGACAGGACCCGCCUCCCAAAACCACUCAGCAACAAUUUGGAGUAAGUGUGGAUGCAGCUGCUGCUGCAGCCAUUCUUCAGGCUGCCACAAGGGGCGUUAAGAAUCCCAAUUUGGGCAUUCUCCCAUCAUUAAAUGGCAACUAUCAUGGCCUUAGCUGCGAAGGGGGGCAGGCCUCAAGCUUUGGCACGCUUCAUUCGUCUCAGCCUCAUGGUUCUCUCCCAAAACCAGAUCAGAAUGGGGAGGCUAAUGUCACUGUCCCUGUUGCGAAGGCUAUUGCAAAGACAGCUGCCCUUGCAGCUGCAAGUGAGGCUGACUCCUCUGAAGCAAGUUUGACUAGAGAGGAGAAACUGAAGGCUGAGAGGUUAAAAAGGGCAAAGAUGUUUGCAGCCAUGAUAAAAAGUGGCACAGCACCAUUAAGAACCCAAACUUCCCGUGGCUUGUCAGUAGAACCACCUGAAUCUGGAGUUUCUGGGACAGGUGUUGCAAAUGCUGAGGGUAAAGAAAGAGAAGGCAGCUCGGUUCCCCAAGAUCUUACUCCAUCAGAUAAAGAUGAGAAAAACGAAAAGAAACAUAUUGAUGAUGAAUAUAGUAAACGGAGAGCAAACAGAAUGUAUCGUUCAAGAUCUAAAAGGCAUGGAAAAGAUGAUGAGGACGACGAGGAUAAGGAUGAGGAAGAAGAGGGAGAGGAAGAGGAAGAAGAAGAGGAAGAGGAAAAGGAUCACAAGCACUCUAGGAAAAAGCAUCGCUCUCACCGUUCUUCACAUCACCACCGUAAGGAUAGACAUAAGCACCGGAAAAGACAUUCCUCUUCCAAGGACAGAGAUUCUCGUCAUCGGCAUAAACAUGUUGAGUCUUCUGAUGAUGAGCAUCAUCACCAAUCUCGUCACCAUCGUAAGCACGAUGAGUCUUCUGGGGAUGAGCAUCGUCACCAAUCUCGUCACCGGCAUAAGCACGAUGAGUCUUCUGAUGGUGAGCAUCAUCACCAAUCUCGACAACGGCAUAAGCACCACCAUGAGUCUUCUGAUGACGAGCAUCAUCACCGGAGAAAAUCUAUGAAGCGGAGAAAGAAAUCUCACUCAGAAAGAGAAGUGGAGUUGGAGGAAGGUGAAAUAAGUACAAAAGAUUCUGAUCAUUCAAAGGGGAGUGGGGGUGAUGGGACUAGCAGAGAAAAUUCUAUGGAUUUAUCAAAUUCAGCUCAAGACGGGAGGGCCUCCUCUCAGCUUCCUGAAACGACUGCCCAAGUUCCCGAUGACCUUAGAGCCAAGGUCCGAGCGAUGUUGUUGGCAACCUUGUAAUAUUUUAGGAGCGCCCCAUCUGUUUCUUUGGGGUUCUGUAGUAUAAAGGAGGCACGGUUAUGACUGUUUAUGUUUAUAAAAAAGGGAAAAAAAAAAAAUUAGUGAGAGCUAA